UUCUUUCUGUCCACUCCACUCGAAUCCUCCCUCCCUCCCCGAUCGCCACUCUACAUCGCGCUGCAAUGGCGCCUCCUCCUCCCUUGCUCCCGCGCUCCUACUGCGUCUGCAGCAGCGUCACCACCCACGUCUCCCUCCGCAAGAGCCGUGGCCACAGGCACAACACGGCCGUCCCAAAUUCUACAGGUCCCACCGCCGCGCAGCAGCAGCUCUCGCUGCUCCGUGCCCACGCGCGCGCAGGGCGCAUGCGGCCCGCGCGGGAGGUGUUCGACGCAAUGCCGGCGCCCGGUCGGUCCCUGGUCCCCUGGACCGCUCUCAUGUCCGGGUACGCCACCCACGGCCCGGCCUCCGAGGCGCUCACUCUCCUCCUCCGCUUCUUUGAGCUGCUCCUCAGACCGGAUGCCUUCGUCUUCUCCGUUGCUUUGCGCGCCUGCGCCGCCGUCGGGAGCAUCCGCCUCGGCAGGCAGCUCCACGGCGCCGUUGCCAAGCUGGGAUACGUGGGCGCCGACCUCUUCGUGGCCAACGGUCUCGUCACCAUGUACGCAAGCUGCCGCUCGCUGAGCUGCGCCGAGAAGGUGUUCGAUGGCAUCGCCGCGCCGGAUUUGGUUUCUUGGACCUCCAUGCUCAGCGCCUACACCGAGAACGGCUUCGAUGCUGAGGCGCUGAUGCUGUUUACGGAAAUGGUGCAGGAUGGCAUCGCAUGCGAUGCUUUCACUUUGUCUAUCGCACUCAGGGCAGCUUCGAGUUUGGGCCAUGUGGGAUUGGGGCAUCAGCUGCAUUGCUGCAUGAUCAAGAUGGGGUUGGUCGGUAGUCAGUUCUUGGAGAAUUGUCUGAUCGGUUUCUACGGAAGAUCUGGGGAACUGCAUCUGAUGCGAAAGGUGUUUGAUGAGAUGAAUGCCAAGGAUUUGAUAUCUUGGAACACCAUCAUUCAGAGCUAUGCAGAUAACCUGUUUGACAAGGAGGCUUUAGAUCAUUUUCGUGCUAUGAUGUUUGAACGUGCAGAAUGUGAUGAGUUUACACUGGGCAGCAUUCUCCAUGUUGUUACCAGAAGAUGUGCUUUUGAGCUUGGUAGGGAAAUACAUGGCUACCUCAUUAGAGCGGGUUUGGACUCGGAUAAGCAUGUCAUGAGCGCUCUCAUGGAUAUGUAUGUCAAUCGGGCCACUCUUCAGAAGAAGCCCUGUAUGUUUCCCUUGAGGAUGCUACGGUACUAUUUGUUGGUCCAGGGAAAGCUGGAUCAGUUCAUAGUGGCCAGCAGUUUGAAGGCAUGUGCUUCUGAUCUAGAUUUGGCAUCGGGAAGGAUGUUACAUGCCUGCAUUUUAAAGUUUGACAUGAAUCCAGAUUCCUUUGUUACUAGUUCACUGAUUGGCAUGUAUGUUAAAUGUGGUUCUUUGGAAGAAUCACAACUUCUGUUUUCAAGAACCAAGGAUCCAGGUACAGCUGCAUGGUCUGCAGUAAUCUCAGGCAACUGUCAGAAUGGUCAGUAUGAAAGAGCAAUGCAUUUGUUUAGGAAGAUGCAGUUGGAGCAUGUGCAGCCUAACGAAUUCACUUACACUGCUGCACUUACGGCAUGUAUGGCUCUAGGAGAUGUUGUAAGUUGCAUGGAGAUCCAUAGCAACUCGAUUCGAAAUGGUUAUGGAACCAAUAGUUCUAUUCUGAAAAGCUUGAUUAGCUUUUACUUAAGACAAGGUCAGUACCACCUGGCUCUGAAAUUGUGCUUAUCACUCUCAAACCAUGAGAUAUCUUGGGGUACAUUGGUUGAAGCAUUUGCUCAAGUUGAUGAUCAUGUUGGAAUAGUUAAUCUUUUUCAUGUUAUCCAACAUUGUGGUGUAGAGCUUGACUACCAUACUGCAUGUCUGAUCUUGAAUUCAUGCGGGAAACUGGAACUUCUUGAUGAAGGUUUGCAAGCACAUGCCUAUAUUAUCAAGCGUGGCCUUGCUUCUAAAGCUUCUAUGAGCAACCGCCUUAUCGACAUGUACUCCAAUUGUGGUAGCCUCAGACAUGCAUUUGAUGCCUUCAGAUAUAUGUCUGACAAGAGCGCAUCUUCUUGGACCUCAAUAAUCUCGGCUAAUGUAGAAAAUGGCUGUCCGGAGACUGCUAUUCGCCUGUUUGUGCAGAUGUUAAGGAUGGAGAAGUGUCCCAGUUCACUAGCAUUCUUAUUUGCGCUGAAGGCCUGUGCGAAAAUCGGUCUUGUGAAUGAAGCCUUCAAGUUCUUUUCAUCUAUGACUGAGGUUUACAAAAUACAGCCUUCAGAGGGGCAUUACUCACACAUGAUUGAGGUCAUGGGCCGUGCUGGGAUGUUCAAGGAAGCAGAGCAUUUCAUUGAUAGUGUAGUCCCUUCUGAAUCUGGUGCGUCAGCCUGGAGUUUACUUUGUGCUGCUGCCAAACAAAAUGGAAACGCCAAAACUGUGAAGCUCGCAGCAGACAAACUAGCAAGGCUUGUUCCAGGUGGCUGUUGAGGAAACGACUCAUUUGCUUCACAGCAUGUAGCUUGUACAGCAUCUGCUUCGUUUCCAGGGGAGUCCAUCUUGCUUCGUAAAUAUCUGUGUAUGCAAGUGUUGGUCUUCUUUUGUGGAAAUGUUAUUGCCAAUAAAUUGGGCCUCAGGAGGUCACGUAUGGCAUUAUUGGAACAGAUCCAGGACAACUGGGUACUGUACAUUACAGUGGCACAUAUAGUGGACAUCAGAAUUGCAGGUCGCUAUUAUGAUUUUGUAUAGCUAUUAUAAUUUGACACAAUGUACAUUUUAGUGGAAUAAUAUUCUUUGGUUGAUUCUGAUCCCAUUUGAAAGCAUUUUCUUGGGAA
Messenger RNA from Phragmites australis (common reed), 2800 nucleotides. RefSeq names its product pentatricopeptide repeat-containing protein At3g53360, mitochondrial-like. Lineage: Eukaryota; Viridiplantae; Streptophyta; Magnoliopsida; Poales; Poaceae. The coding region runs from base 66 to 2456 and encodes 796 amino acids. The transcript is spliced from 2 exons. Gene Ontology annotation, molecular function: RNA binding; protein binding. The record is from RefSeq and is a predicted model, not a curated record. Gene Ontology annotation, biological process: RNA modification.